CCACCAAAGCUACGGUAGUGAUGACAGAGAGGAUGGCGGGGGCGGGGGCAGACCUGGUUCUCGUGGUAACGCCAUGCUUCUACAAGGGCAUGAUGGACAGCAGGGCGCUGGUUCACCACUUCACACAGGUGGCAGACAGUAGUCCAGUACCAGUAGUUCUGUACAGUGUCCCGGCUAACACAGGUCUUGACCUCCCUGUUGAUGCUGUGGUGAGACUGGCCCAACACCCUAACAUACUGGGACUCAAGGACAGCGGAGGAGACAUCACCAGGAUCGCUCUGAUCGUUCACAAAACGAAGCCGCAGGAUUUUCAGGUUCUGGCGGGUUCCGCUGGGUUCCUUAUGGCGGCGUAUUCCGUGG
Molecule: messenger RNA, 360 nt
Organism: Oncorhynchus gorbuscha (pink salmon)
Lineage: Eukaryota; Metazoa; Chordata; Actinopteri; Salmoniformes; Salmonidae
Product: 4-hydroxy-2-oxoglutarate aldolase, mitochondrial-like
Exons: 3
Biological process (GO): N-acetylneuraminate catabolic process
Molecular function (GO): N-acetylneuraminate lyase activity; 4-hydroxy-tetrahydrodipicolinate synthase activity
Source: RefSeq, a predicted model, not a curated record